Molecule: messenger RNA, 2667 nt
Organism: Dracunculus medinensis (Guinea worm)
Lineage: Eukaryota; Metazoa; Nematoda; Chromadorea; Rhabditida; Dracunculidae
Source: the annotation of a GenBank genome assembly
AUGAUGAAUGAUUCAGAUAUAAUUCGUGUUUAUAUACCUAACAGAUCACCAAAGAAUGUGCGAUUUAACAUGAAAACAACAGUCAAACGUAUAAUAAGUACCGUAUUAACAGCAUUGGAUAUUGAUAAGGUAUCAUUCAACAAUUAUGCUCUACGGCUUGUUGAAUCCACGAAUAAUCAACUGAUUUCUGAUGAAUCAUAUUGGUUGCACAAUGAUUAUAAUAUGAAUAUUAUUAAAUUAUUAUAUUUCAAUAAUACAAUAAAUUCAAAAAAAUUCAGAUUUGAAUUACGUUUGCGAUUCAUUCCAAUGAAUUUGCAAGAAAUGUAUCAAACACAAAUGGAUUCAUUCGAAUUUCUUUACCAUCAGGUUUUCGCUGAUUAUCUUAUGCAGAUUUCGUGGAAACUACCAAAUGAAACGGUUUUGGAACUAGCUGCUUUGGAGUUGCGAAGAAAAUAUGGCAGUAUUUCUCAGUGUUCUGUGGAAAAAUGUAUAAAUUAUGAUGAAUUAGAGGCGAAUGGUGAAUUGUCUCGAUUGGUACCUGAAUCCGUUAUUAUUAAGUUAAAGCCAAAAUAUCUUCGAAAAACUCUAAUUUCUGGUGUAAAGAAGAAUUUAUCGUUAUCGCCAACUGAAUGUAUGUUUCGUUUCAUGGAAAUUAUUUUAAAAGUUACUCAGUUUGAUGUGGAAAUUUUCAAAGCUUCACUUGGUGCUGGUUGGUCUUCACCGGUCGAUCUUAUAGUUGGUAUGAAAAUGAAUAUAUCAUAUGACACUGCUGAUCGUUGUACUCCAUCAUUGCUUACCAAGUUGCAGUAUAUUGUAGAUAUAAAUGUAACGAGACUUAAUGAAAAUUCGGAAGCUGCUGUUGUUAAUUUAAAACUAACAGGAACGCCAGAACCUUUUUCAUCAUUUGCACUUUGUCCAAAGGCAAACACUGAAGUUUUCGAAAAUAUUUUGAUUAGUGAUGAAUAUAAUUUUCUGAAUGGUUUGCUUCAAACAAUUCCAGGUCAAGAAAUGCGGAUCAAUCGUUCAAAUGUAAUUUUAGAGCAAUUACUAGGUGAUGGCCAAUUUGGAAAUGUUUAUCGUGGAAGUUAUACAAAGAAUGAUGGUAGUAUAUUAUCAGUUGCGGUGAAAGUUUGUAAAAUUGACAGUGAGCCAUCGGAAAUGCAGGGUUUUUUAGAAGAAGCACUUGUAAUGAAUCGAUUUCAUCAUCCUCAUAUAGUUAAAUUAAUCGGUGCUUGCAUGGAACUACCAAUAUGGAUUAUUAUGGAAUUGGCUUCCUAUGGCGAGCUUCGGCAAUAUUUGAUAAAGAAUAGUGUUCUCGUAGACUUCUCGAUUCAACUGACAUUUAGCGCUCAGUUAAGCUCUGCAAUUCUUUAUUUACAUUCUUGCAAUUACGUACAUCGUGAUAUUGCUAUUCGAAAUGUGCUCGUAUCAACCCCACAUUGCAUAAAACUUUCUGAUUUUGGUUUAAGCCGAUGUCUCGAUCAGGAAUCCUUUUAUACAUCAACCAAAGGUAAACUUCCAAUAAAAUGGAUGGCACCAGAGUCAAUAUGUUAUCGACGUUUUAAUAAGGCAACAGACGUUUGGAUGCUUGGCAACAGGCUUCUUAACGAAGGUAAUAGUUUGCUCUCUAUAUCAGAAUUUCGAAAUAUUCCAGGAGUAUGCAUUUGGGAGAUUCUUAUGUUUGGAAUGAAGCCUUGGAAAAAUAUACGAAAUCAUGAUGUCUUCGGCUGUUUAGAAAAUAAUGAGCGACUUCUAAUGCCAGAUAAUUGCCCGCAGCCCCUUUACAAUUUGCUGCUAAGUAUGUGGUCGUUUGAUGCGGAAAAGAGGCCAGUGGUACUUGAAGUUAAUCAUUUUCUUAAUUAUUUACUGGAACAAAUUGAUUUACGAGUGCCAUAUGAUCAGCUUAAAGCACCGCUUGAAAAAGUAUUCAUUGGCAAAUCGGCAAAUAAUGUUGGCGAUGAUAAUCAUUUCAAUAAUUUUAAAAAUUUCAAUUCUCUUGAUAUACCUCAUGUUUUAAAAGUUGACUCAUCAUUAAUUCCAACGUCAAUGCUUUGGAGAACUCUUGAACAACAAAGGAUUCAAUCCGAACAAGAUGGUCGUUGGCUUGAAGAAGAAGAAAAAAUGUUUCCACAGUUAACAACCUCGCUAGCAAGGACAUCUGAUGAGCUGAAUUUAUCUGAAAAUCAAGUACUCUUAAGUGAAUCUGGCAAACUGCCUUAUGGAUUUGAGUUUGACCGAUCAUGCGAUACCAUUCAUCAAGCAGUGUUGAAAGUUGUUACAGCUGUAUCGAAUCUUUCAAAGUCUUAUUCUCCAAAUAUAGCAAUGGAUCGCUUUGUUUAUCUCGUUAAGAACAUCACAAAAGAAUUGGAAAACUUAUUUGCUGAAUCGUGUCAAUGUAAGAAAAAACUGCAACGGUUAGAUCAACGGCAAGUGCAACUGGUUGAGACAUUGCUUGGUUCGGAUAUGGGAAAUCUAACAAGGACAAUGAAAAAGGCAUUAAAUUCAUCAAAUACUCGGGUUAUCAUUAGUGAAGAUUAUAUACUUGCAUUUCGCGAAGUUCUUAAAAUAUCUCAUCGUUUAGCAUUAAACAGUAAACAUUUUCUCGAUUCAGUGGACAGUGCACGACUUAGAAACCAAAUUGCACAUCUUAAAAAAAAAGAAAUUUAG